AUGGCGUCAUCUGAUGUCAAAGAUAUUGAACAGGGCUUGGAUCGGAGGCAGGAGGACUCCGAGAAGCCUCCAUUCGAAGAUAACCUAAAGGAAGAGCCUCCCCAGCUCGAAAUUGAUCCAUUUGGUUCGGAAGAGACGGCUGAAGUGAAGUACAAGACCUUGGACUGGUGGGCAAUCAUUCUGAUCGUCGGUCUGGGUAUUGUCACCACUUAUUCGGGCUAUGUUAUUGGGCAGUUCCGGCAAAGACACCCCUACGUGCAUAGCAUGGCCGAUGCAGGCUUCAUCCUCAUGGGUCCCAUUGGUCGCCAUGUCAUUGAAGUCGGACAGCUGCUGUUCUUCCUAUUCGCUUGUGGCAGUCACCUGUUGACUUUCACCGUCAUGAUGAACACCCUGACCGAUCACGGGACCUGUUCCAUUGUUUUCGGAGUCGUCGGUUUGAUCCUGUCUAUCAUCUUCUCUUUGCCCCGGACCAUGAAGAACGUCUCGUGGCUCGCUGUGACUUCCUUCCUGAGUAUCUUUACAGCUGUCCUCAUCACGAUGAUCGGUGUCGGUGUCGAAAAACCCGGAAUGGACGAGAUGCAACUCACCCGCAAGACCAACUUCGUCACUGGGUUCACCGCGGUUACCAACAUUGUCUUCGCUUACUGUGGUCAUCCCGCCUUCUUUGGUUUUAUCGCCGAGAUGAAGAAGCCUGAGGAUUUCCCCAAGUCCCUUUGUAUGCUGCAGGGCUUCGAAAUCAUCCUAUACACGGUCGCGUCCGCUGUCAUUUACCGCUACGCUGGUCAGAAUGUCGCUUCUCCCGCUCUUGGUUCCGCCGGCCCCGUUGUGAGGAAAGUCGCUUACGGCAUUGCGAUCCCGACAAUUGUCAUUGCUGGUGUAGUUCUCGGUCACGUAGCCAUCAAGAACGUGUACGUGCGGAUGCUUCGCGGAACGGAGUUGAUGCACAAGCGGGAUUGGCGCAGCAUCGGUGUCUGGGUCGGCUUGGCGGUGGUCUUCUGGGUCAUUGCCUGGGUCAUUGCAGAGGCCAUCCCCGUGUUCAGCAACCUACUAAGUUUGGUCAGCGCACUUUUCGUCAGUUGGUUCACCUUCGGCCUGCCCGGUGUCUUCUGGCUGUAUAUCUACAAGGGCGAAUACUUCAAAUCCCCGAUGAAGAUCCUCCUCACCAUAGCAAACGUGGGCUUGUUUAUCUUCGGUGUCAUGAUUUGCGCCCUCGGUCUCUGGGUCUCCGGAGUGGCGAUCCAUAACGACAAAUCUCACGGCAGCUUCACCUGUGCCAACAACGCCCUUUGA
Molecule: messenger RNA, 1290 nt
Organism: Aspergillus alliaceus
Lineage: Eukaryota; Fungi; Ascomycota; Eurotiomycetes; Eurotiales; Aspergillaceae
Product: transmembrane amino acid transporter protein-domain-containing protein
Exons: 4
Coding region: 1-1290 (429 amino acids)
Biological process (GO): amino acid transmembrane transport
Cellular component (GO): vacuolar membrane
Molecular function (GO): amino acid transmembrane transporter activity
Source: RefSeq, a predicted model, not a curated record